UAGCAGGAGAGAUGAAGAAAUGGCUUCAGCUAAGCAUGAGAAUGAAGAUACACUCAUUACUGCACAACUCCAGGAGACUUUGGCUGGCCUGGAUGAAGAUUUAGAAGCAAUGGAUGUUAUAAGUAACUCUGACUCUGGACACAUCAAUGAAGUGUUGAGCCCACAUGUAAGAAAAAUUGAGGCUCCUCAAGAUGUUACUAUUUCUGUUCCAGUAACAGUCAUAGAUGAUGCUCCAGAAAUUACCUCCUCUAACUCAGCUGGAAAUCAAGAGACAGAGACAAGGGUCUCACAGAAUAUCUCAGCUGACUCCGUUAAUACAGGAACCUUUACAAAUAAAAACAACAAAGCAGGUUCCUUUGAUAAGGGACACACAGACGGUGGAGCUGCAUGCAUGUCCAAGGACCUAAUACAUCAGCAGCUAUCUGAAAACAAAUUCAGUGACUUGCCUGUGGAACAGAGGAGAGAUAUGUUUGAAUCUCUUACAUCCUCCUUUGAAAAAAGAAGUGAAAAGAACUUAAGACUGGAAGCCCCACCCAAACAUGGUGGGAAAUCUGAGGAAUGUAAAUCUAAGCUGACUCCAUCUCACUCCAAGGCCACAGCUGAAAUCAGUACAGCAAAAGAGAAGAUAAAUGAAUGUAGUAACAGGGAAAGAUCCCUGAAAAAAAGUAAAUCAGAAUUAGAAAUCAAAUGGCCACCAGCAAAAAAAAUUGAAGUAGAAGAAGUCCCAUCAACACCCACAUGGUGUCAUCGUGCCCAGAAUUCAUUGUGCACAAACUACGAACCUAAAAUGGGGUUGAAAACCUUUAAAGUUGUCCCUCCCAAACCUGAAGUAAAACAUUUUGAUAGAGGAGUUUCACUCUCCACUGGUGCCAUUAAGAUAGAUGAACUAGGCAACCUUAUAGGCCCAAGCACUGGUGUCAGUAAGCACAUACCAGGUACUUCUACUGAUGAAAGUGAUGAAAUUUGUCUUGGGAAAGUGAAGGCAUUCUGGAGGUCAAGUUCUAUGGAAAAGCAAAGUGAUGACUCUGCUGAGCAUCUUCCUAAAAAGUCAGCAGUCACCACAAACUCUAAGCCCUUUACUAUAAAACAUGAACACAAACCUGUCUGUCUUGCAGCUCCAAAACCUGUACCACCACAAAAUGUUACUACCCAGGUAGCUGAAAGACAGUCUGAGAAUGAAAGGACCAAACCACCUCUUUCAGUCACGCAGUCUCAGGUAACACCAUUAGUGAUCCCAGCCAUUAAUAAGGACAAGCUGGAGCUUCCAUUUCAAAAGCCACAUAGAAGAACUUCAAGUCAGUACGUUGCCUCUGCCAUUGCAAGACACAUCAACGUAGCUCCAUUUAAGUCUGACUCUGUGGAAUAUCAUGAGAAAGAUGAAGAUAAGCAAAGGUCGAGAGAGGUUAAAACUGAAGCAGAAGUUUCACCAAAAAGAUGUAUUAUUGUGGCCAAAUAUAGCCCCGUGGAAACAGAAUCGGCAGAAACAAGAGAAACACUUUCAAGGAUUUUUACUUGCAGUCAAAAAGCUAAUUCUGGCAUGGAAAACAAAGUAGUUAACAUCAGGGCACCAAGUCAAGCAACUCCUGCAAGUUUCUAUAAAAAGAAUGCUGUUGUCCCACUUACUAAAUCCUCUUCAAAGGAUAACAACAAUGCCGAAGAUGAUCAUGGUUUAAACAGCAAACAAAGUAUGGCAGAGAAUAAGAUGCUGUUUGACCAGAAAUGUGAGACUUUGACCCAUACUAAUUCAGCCUCAUCUUUCAAGUCUCCUGAUCUCCAAGGAGUCCCAUCCUCUUUCAGCUCGUCUUUGCGAGUCACUAAAUGGCCUCCUGCUAACGGUGUACAAGUCAAUUCGCUUAAAGCUUCACCUGAGUUAAAUGGUGCAACAGCAAAUGCAGAGUCAGAACAGGAGGAGAAACCUGGCAAUUGGGAUAUUAAUGCUGUCAGUGAACUGGAUGUUAAUGUGCAGGCCAAUAUCUUUGGACCAAAGAAGAAGUUCAAACCUGUUGUCCAAAAACCAGUUCCAAAAGAUAUGUCACUGCACAGUGCCCUAAUGGAAGCCAUUCAAACAGGAGGAGGAAAGGAGAAACUCCGAAAGGUUUCAGACAGUGCACUAAAUGGCAAUCACAAGAAACCCUCAUAUGCUGAGCCAGAGAAUGAGCGCUCAGCCCUUCUAGCAGCAAUUAGGGGCCACAGUGGCACCUCAAAGCUGAAAAAGAUCUCCUCAUUGGCCUCCAAAGAACUGCAGAGUUUUAGGAAUGCAGAACUGUCCUUGCAGAAGGCAGAAGACCCUCAGGAAGAGCAGAUCCCACCUGCCCCUGCUCAGCCACCACCACCACCUCCCACUCAGCUGUCAGCAGCAGCUCCUAAAUCCUCUGCCAUGGGUACGGGUAACCCUGGGGAGGCAAGGCAAGCCCUAAUGGAGGCCAUUCGCUCUGGUGCUGGAGCAGCAAAGUUAAAAAAGGUAAAUGUACUUUUAUGUUUUAUUGUGGAUGAAACAACGGAGGCAUACUGUGCUUUGAGAGACAUUUAUAAGCUGUUCUAG
This is a messenger RNA of Antrostomus carolinensis (chuck-will's-widow), 2542 nucleotides long. Its product is annotated as protein cordon-bleu. The record is from RefSeq and is a predicted model, not a curated record. The annotation marks the transcript as partial. Gene Ontology annotation, cellular component: axonal growth cone; plasma membrane; terminal web. The transcript has 4 exons. Lineage: Eukaryota; Metazoa; Chordata; Aves; Caprimulgiformes; Caprimulgidae. Gene Ontology annotation, molecular function: actin monomer binding. Gene Ontology annotation, biological process: actin filament network formation; actin filament polymerization.